Naegleria lovaniensis is the source of this 2571-nucleotide messenger RNA. RefSeq lists its product as uncharacterized. The transcript is spliced from 2 exons. The record is from RefSeq and is a predicted model, not a curated record. The coding region runs from base 1 to 2571 and encodes 856 amino acids. Lineage: Eukaryota; Heterolobosea; Eutetramitea; Acrasida; Naegleriidae.
AUGGCUUCCCUCUACUCUCAAGUCGUGCUGGUGAUCCUGCUGACUUUGGCUCUUGUGGCCACAACAACAGCACUUCCUAGCUCACUCUCCUAUCAACCCGGCCAAGAAUUUGUUUUCAAUUUACAUGGAUCUGUUGAUGCCCGUGGUUUUGUGCAAUCACAAGGUCAGACCACUAACGGUACAACCUCCACGCUAGAUUCCACCUAUGUGCACCGAUGUAAUCAAAUUAAUAACGACGGUUCAUUCAUUUUCGUGAUGAACAUGUUCAAUACAGAAGUGGGUGUGGGACAAAGCGUACCAGAAGCUGUGAGAAGCAAGACUCGUUUGACAUCAUCUGCUGCUGGCUUGAAGAAAAAACCAACCACAAGCCUCGUUUCAUUGGGAGAUGCUGAACCAUUGGGUUAUGACAUGUACUUCCAACAAUUACCAAAUGGACAAAUCACCAAUGUGUGGUACGAAAGCGAUGAUUCGCUUUAUUUUGUUAAUGUCAAGCUCAGUGCCAUCACUGCUUUCCAAACCUAUGUGACUCAAAGCGUAGCCAAUGGAGUAUUAGAGCAAGAUCCUGUCGGUGUGCAUACAAGCAACUAUCAAGGUGUUAGCAGCAACGUGUUGACCUUGAACAAGCAAUUCAGCCAGAACAACUUCCGCUCUUUCUCAGACUCUGCUGUCACUACCAACAAUGUGCAAAUUUCUGCAUCCUCUCAAACAGUCAUUCAUGCAUCUGGUUAUAUCAUACAAACAUCUACCUCUCAAAUCACCAACGCAAUUUCCAUGCAACUAGGAAAUGCUGCAUUGAAAAGAUCUCAAACUUACACUAACUCGACUGGUUUUGACAUGAAUAUGAGAAGCUCUGGCUCAUUAACUAUUAUUUUGGCAAACCAACAAAAAUUAGAAUCAUUUGCCAACAUUUCACCAAUUAAUAAUGCUAACUUUACAAAGGCAACAUUGUUUGAAGCUGGAAAGAACGUUAUUGCAGGCUUGUCGUUGCAAAAUUAUCAUUUACCAACAGUAAGCCAAGAACCUGCUGUGAUGAUUCAAUCAGUUUUGGAAUCCAGAGAACCAUUAGUCAAGCACCACAAGUCUUUGAAGGCGCUCGUCAAGUAUUUCUCAAGCUCUGCUCCAGUUGUUCUUUCUUCUCUCGACACUGUCAAGUCCGUUCUUCUCAAACACAUCAGCUUGUUGAGACAAAACAAUGACAAGAUUAUGAGAAGCAAGUUGUUUUAUAUUUUAUCUGGAUCACAACACUUUGAAGAAUUGCUUGUCAACGAGUUUAUUGAUUACGCUAUUGCUGAGAAGCAACCUGCUUUGAGUAAUGAGCUCUUGUUCCAUGCAAUCCUUGCCAUCAACACUGGAUUGAGACAACCAUCCAAUAUCAGCAUUCGUAAGAUUCAUGCUCUAUUCUUGAAAUACAGCUCUCAAACUAGUUCAAACAUUAGAGACGCAGCUAUAUUAUCAUUUGGUUCUUUGGUUUCUAGAGAUUCUGUUAGCCCUGCAGUUAAAAGAGAUGCUGCUAACACUUUGCUUGAAAUGUUGGAUCGUAUUACUGCUUCUUCAGAACUCAGAAAUAACGAUGCUCACUUGGUUGUUAGCAUUUUAGGAGCUAUUUACAACGCAGACUCUAUUUUCCAACCAGAAGAGAUUAUUAAGAGAGCUCUUAAACUUCUCUCCACUGAAACCAACCCAAGCAUUGUUUCUGCACUCAAGAUGGUAUUGACCUCUUUUGCCAAGAAACACUCUAUUCCAUUUGGCAAGCUCAUGCUCAAUGAUUCUCCAUAUCCUUACAAUAGAUCCAUUUCUCAGGAUUACAAUGUUGGAGGUGAAACCAUCUCAGUUGACAUUCACGGUGAUUUAUUUGUUGGAACUAACUUUGAUUGCAAUCAUCCACAAUUCAACUACUUGGGAAAGGCUGAGGCUUAUGCUAACGUUAACGUCUUAGGUGUUAAACAAUCCUCUAUCUUUGACGCUAAGGCUGCUUAUGGUAAACAGGGAUCAGUUGCUGUUGCUAACGAAAUCUUUUUGAGUGUUUUUGAUAAGGUCGUCUAUCAACAAACUUUACCUACUCAACUCAUUGAUUGCAACUUGCACACUUAUCAAUUAUAUCAUGCUUCACCUGGAUUUAGCUUCUCUUACACUGUGUGGGUUUCAAUUGUCCCAAUUACAUUUUCUGCUGGUGCUGAUUUAGUGUUAAAUGCUCAAUGGGGAUGGCAAGUGUGUGACGCUCAAUUGAGUGCCAUGGUUGAACUUAUUCCAUCUGCUGAUUUGGUCAUCUCAGGAAAGGCAGAGAUUGACUUGUUGAUCAUUAGAGGAGGUGUUGAAUUGGAUGCUUCAUUCCAAGCUGCACUUGUACCUCAAGCUUAUGUCCAUGGAACUUUGUGCACUGUUGGUAUCGAUGUGCAAUUACAAACUCAACCAAUGUCUGCUGAUUUACAAGCCUACUAUAUGUGGAGAGAUUGCAAAUAUUGGAUCUUUGAUUGUCAUUGGGGACAACAUGACACUAAGACUUUAUGGUCUUGGUCAUUACCAGCUCAACAACAAACUCUAUUCAACAAGGAAUGGAAAAUUCAAGUGUAA